Messenger RNA from Amoebophrya sp. A120, 1185 nucleotides. The record is from the annotation of a GenBank genome assembly. NCBI's taxonomy places the organism in Eukaryota, Dinophyceae, Syndiniales, Amoebophryaceae.
AUGUUGGACAGCCAACCCCUGCACUGCUGCUGCUUGAAUGAAAGAAAAGCGCAGCCAGCCCGAGGCCGGGUGUGCUGCGCGUUGAAGCCAGUGGAGGGCCCACGCCUUAACAGGCGAAACAGACGGCGCGCACGGCUUUCGAAAAAUUCCAAGCCGUGCGCGGCACUGCCGGCGACAUUGAUGCCGCGGCCGCAAAUCUCCUGGGGAGCUGGGUCGCGGGAGGCGGUUCUUCGCCUUCGGCGGUUUUUCCUUGAAAAUGAUAGAACUCCUCGUGAAUCCGCAAUCCGAAAUCCCUUUUGGGGCCCCCCGAGGGGUCCCCCAAACCCCCCCUCUUUUUGGGCCUUCGCAGACAGCUAGUCCCCCUUGGUAUCUCCACGAAGGGGGGUCCCCCAAACCCCCCCCCUCGAGGGGGGGCCCGGCCCCCCUUUUCGUUUCCGCAAGUUUGCUGCUUUUGGCGAGCUGCGUCCUUGAAAAUGAUAACCCGGAUGCGGCCCCGAAGGAAGGUAGCACAAUGCGGCCGGGAAUAGAAUCAAAGACGACAAAGGCGUGAGCCUACUCUGUUUUUCGUUCGUAGGGCAUUGCGAAAGCUAGGGCGGGCCACGUCUCGUAGCCGUGCUCGUUUGAGACUGCCGCUCCCGAGCGAACCAGCCAGGGCUGCGGUGACUUAUCUUGAGUCCCCUUUCGAUACCCCAGAGCCGCGGCGGGGGGCUGGCGUGCUACUUACCUUGAGGCUAAAGCGUUAAAGACCGAACCCAUGGUAGCGUCUGCAGCCGGGGCGGCCUUCCUUCUGCCUUCGGGCCAGCAAGCUAUCACCUAAGCCGCGCCGAAGCUAUUCUGCUAUUCUACUCUGCGCAUACCCGCUGGCAUGCCUAUAAAGUGCCGUGAAAUCAUAUGUAGCAAAAAAAAAAAGUUUUUUUCAAAAAGUCUUUGCCGUUGCCAUAGAGUGGAAUCCGCCAUGAGGAAGUGGAAGCUCCUGCGUGGACCGGCGUCGUGUACCGCAAGUUCGGCCCUCCUGGUGCUUCCACGAUUAAGUAGAUCUUGCUCGUACAUAUAAGUACUACAACAGAAAUUCGAUCAUCUGCUUCUCCCUGCACGUCGCGAUCCGAGAUUUUUUUUCAAAUUUGCAACACUUACUCGCAAAAAGCAGACUGUAUGAUCAUCUAGGUCGUAGUUUCGAAAGGAACA